Messenger RNA from Rattus norvegicus (Norway rat), 2937 nucleotides. RefSeq names its product Ly6/Plaur domain containing 6B (gene Lypd6b). Lineage: Eukaryota; Metazoa; Chordata; Mammalia; Rodentia; Muridae. The transcript is spliced from 9 exons. Bases 1131 to 1649 code for a protein of 172 amino acids. Gene Ontology annotation, cellular component: plasma membrane. Gene Ontology annotation, molecular function: acetylcholine receptor regulator activity. The record is from RefSeq and is marked validated.
GGGAUUUAUCUACAGAGAAGCAAGGUUGGAUUUACAAUCCAGAGUUGCGGAGGACAUAGCAAUAGAAAAUUAUCUUACUAACACGAGGGAAAGCCGACGUUUUAGAGAUAGGUGAAGCCUGUAAGGGGUAGGACCGAACGGUCUAAAAGGCCCGAGUUCUGUUUCUCAAGCAGUUGUACUCUUUGCCUCACAGUUUUCACCCCGGAGUGACUCUAGCAUCUAUGAGGGCGGCAGUGUCCCUCUAGCUGCUCCGAGCGGGGUCUGUGCUCUUUUCCCAGCCCGCCAGGCUAGGUGGGAACAGCUCCUCCUGCACGGGUGCAUUAAGCAACCUACUCGCAUUCACCGGGCUUCGUGCCACUGGGCGCAGGACCCAGGCGGCGUCCCCAAGCCGGCACCCGGGCUGCUCCCCCACGUGUGGAGCUCACCUGUCGGCCCGCCUCUCCCGGACGCCCCAGGUGGCUCGGGGUUGGGAGGAGCCACGCCCCGCCCGGCGCGGUCACAGUCAUCGCCAGCCCGGAGCGGGUGCCUGGAGCCCAGGCCGGGAACCGAGCGAGGCGCCGGGAGCCGGCCGGCAGCGACUGUGCAGACUGGCUACUUCGUUUGAUGCAGACCUGUUCCCUGCGGCUUAGAGACUGACUACCAGGCUGUCUUUCUUAAGCUGUGUAACCUUGGGCAAGUUGCUAUCCUCUCUCUGAACUUCAGACUCCUCCUGUGUGAAUUGGGGAUAAUAAUAGCUCCCACCUGGCUGUGCUGUGACGAUUACAUGAUUCAUUGCGUCGGGCGUCUGACUCUUACAAAGCCUCAAUGAAUGCUAACUUAAAAUGGAAGUUACUCUACAUGAGGUGUGCUUGAAUGAGAGAAGCAAGGAAUAGAAGAAGAGGAGGAAGACUUGGGUGAGGAAGGAACAACAAACAAGACAAGGGAUUUGGGAAUGUCUCAACAGACACAAAACAUUUGCGGUUUUGUUCAACUUGAUUUUCCUGGAUCCGGAUCUUUAUGGUGGAAUAAUUGACCUUUCCGUGCAGAAGCAGAACAUACCUCUUGUUGACGUCUAAAACCAAAUGAGCUGACCCAGUCCGUGUUUUCAUGGCAGACACACGACUUUGACCUGCCCAGUCAAGGAGUUCAGAAUGCUGCUCCUCUGCCACAUUCUAGCCGUGACCAUCCUUCAGAUCUUGGUCAUCUCAGAAAACUGGGUGUUUGCUAAGAACAUCAACUUCUACAAUGUGAGGCCCCCUCUCGACCCCACGCCAUUCCCAAACAGUUUCAAGUGUUUUACUUGUGAAAAUGCAGGGGAUAAUUAUAACUGCAAUCGAUGGGCAGAAGACAAGUGGUGUCCGCAGGAAACACAGUAUUGUUUGACAGUUCAUCACUUCACCAGCCACGGAAGAAGUACGUCCAUCACUAAAAAGUGUGCCUCUAAAAAUGAAUGUCAUUUUGUUGGCUGCCGACAUAGCCGAGAUUCGGAACACACGGAGUGUAGGUCUUGCUGUGAAGGAAUGAUCUGCAAUGUAGAGUUGCCCACCAACCAUACAAAUGCAGUCUUUGCGGUGAUGCACGCGCAGAGGACAUCUGGCAGCAGUGUCUCCAAUGUCCCCAGAUCCUAUCUCCCAGUGCUGGCCUGGCUCUUCAUGCUUCCCUUGCUGUGAUGCUGCUGUCCCCAAGAGAAGCAGAGACCAUCAAUGUAAAGCACAGAAAGAGUGGACCAGCGGACUCUGGAGCCAAGGUCCAUCUUGCACUUGAUAAAGAAGAUACUUUGGACUGCAAAGUAGAAGGCAAAGGUUUGCUUUGCUGAAAUGCUCCUGCAUGGGGUCACAGCACUGGGCAUGAGGACUUGGUAGGAACCAAGAGGACUACGUAACUUCCAGUGUCCUGGUCUACGGAUGCUGCAUUCUGUCAGCUCUACAGGGGAUCCGACCAGUAUCGUUGACAGCAACAGUAAGCCCUGGCCUGACCAGGCCUUCCCCUGGAACGACUUUUUGACCUCAUGGACUCCCUCAGAGGCUGCUGGGUCAGACUCUCUGGUUUCUGUGACUAGCUCAGAGCAUCUCUGAAAUGUAACCCUUCUGCCCACGGGAAAGCAGUCCUUACUGUGUUAAUGUUCUUUUCCUGUUAACAAGUACCUGAGACGAUCCGUUUAUAAAGAUAAAUGGUUUGUUUGGGCUCACGGUUUUGGAGAUUGCAGUAUAUACUAGUUUGGGGCCUGUGUUGGAGAGCAAGUAGCCACUCAUAAUGGAAACUCGAAAGGGGGAGAGGAUGGGCUGGAGAGAUGCUUCAGCAGUUAAGGGGCAGUGACUGAUCUCCUGGAAGACCCAAGUUUGAUUCUCAGCACUCACAUAGGAGCUCACAAUUGAUAAUUCCAAUGCCAGGAGAUCCAAUGCUCUCUUCUGGCCUCUGAGUACUGCAGACAGGUGGUGCAAACAUAUAUGCAGGUAAAACACCCAUAUAAAUAAUUCUUCAUUAUAAAGGGAAAGGAAGAAAAAAAAGAAAGAAGCAGAGGUGGGAAAGAGAGCAUGCACAUAAGAUUCCCCAAUACCCUUCAAGGUCAUGUUCCCAACAUCCUAAAUCCUCCAACUAGAUCCCAUUUCCUAAAGGUUCAAUUACCUCCUUAAUGGCAUCAGUAGGCUGAGGACCAAAACUUUAACCCUGUAACAGUCAAGAUCCAAACAAUAGUACAUACUAACCACCUAGUUGAUGAAAAAGCUGUAGGAGGGAAAUAUCCAGUUAAAAUUCUAUGAUUCCAUUUGCCAAUUAUGAGAUGGUUGGGGGUGGGGUGCAAACCUUUGAAUUAUAUAGUGUAAUGCAUGCUGUGUGUUUCUUGACAAUGUGGAGGCCUCUAAUGAAGUACAUUUACCAAUGUCAUUAAAUUUGUGUUUCCAGGAACCAUGGGUGAUACAUGCUGUUUAAAAGAAUAAAAUUUUAUGCUGAUGUGAUUUA